GCUAUACUGUGAAAUCACUACAACAGAUAUGUUUGUAUAGAAAAUAUUUGACUUGAAGCAAAGUACACCACCUGAACUCUGUCGAAUGUUACGGUUGCAAAUAUUUUCGGUGUGUGUGUGUAUUGUACGAAAAAGUGAUUGACUUUUGAUUGACUUGAAAUUCAGUGCACCAUAAAUUAGAAUUGAAAAAGUUUAUUAUGAUUUCAAACGGCGAAUCGCGAAUCUGAAUAAUAGACAAUCAAAUAUCAAGUGUACAUUCGAUCAAAAUUUUAUAUACAUAACAAAAAGACCAAAUAAACCUUAGAAGAAUCGUUUUUAGCGUAAUAAAAAUUAUCGAACGUUUAUCGGACGCAUUAAUUCUAUGUGUUUCGCGAGAACAUUCGUGUUUGUUGUGAAAACAAUAGGUUACUUUUAGUUGAAAGAUGUUAUAUUGUGGCCGAAACUGAAAUUUGUUACAAAAUUGCAAAAUAAAAUUGAUUCUCUCGGAAAAUAUUUUCGAAUCAUAUUUUUCGAUGUUAUGGAUAUCAAAAAGAAAUAUAAUGAAUUGAGAGUGUGAAAGACAAUUUUAGUAUUUGAGAAACGAUAACGUAUAUUCGGUCGAAGAUACCACGGUAAUUGGACAGUGAGUACUCUUUAAAAAAAUGGGCCGGAAGGAAAAAUCUAUAAAUGCAACUGUAGGAUCACCAGCUUCAACUUCAAUAAUAAGUAAACGCACCUAUAGUCGACAGCUCCCCUGUAGUACUUUAAAUCAUCAAACGGAAACAAUUUCAAUCACGACGAACCAAUCAGAAAAUGUGAAAAUGGAUGAAACAGAUUCAAUGCACACAAUCGUCUUGGGCUCAAACAAUACGGAUAACAAUAGUCUGAGUUUGGAUGCUCGAUUACACAUGCCAUUAUGUAAGGGCAGAUCAAAUUCGAAAAAACAUAUGAAGCAAACAGGAGAAAUGCAAGCUGAAACACAACUGACGAAUAGCUCAGUCUCAAUGAUUUCUCAACGGCCUCGUAGACAAGUGAAGCACAAAUUUAUCAAGAGUGCUAAUGCCAAUGUAACUGUCAGAAAUGAAAACAGUGUGGCUAACAACGACGUAAGUGAUGAAUCGAAUUCGUUGUUGAGCACCUUGUCGCCUAACAGCAAAAUGCGUUUAGUGCCUAUGGUAUAUCGUUUACCAAUGAAUGCUUCCAAACUUAAUUGGCAGGAUUUGGUUUCUAAUAAUUCUACGGAAACCACCGAAGUGGAGUGUGAAACGACAACAAUUUUGGAAGACGAACCUGGAAUUUCAAUUGCUGACGAAAAGAAAACGGAACACCACAAUGUAUCGAACAAAAGCAAAGAAGCCAUUCGAAGUGUUCGCGAUUUGCGGCAAAAUGUAUGCCCCAUUGAGCCUGUUGAAUGUUAUAACUUCAGCGAAAUAUUCGACAAGGACGCUGUAGAAACGCAAAAUGAAGCAAAUAACACCUUUUCCGGAAACAACCUAACAAGCACGUUUUACGAUGACGAAGAUGACAUAAUGAUUGUUGAAGAAAAAGACGCUCUUGAUAUCCCCGACCAAAUUGAAUUUGUAGCCGAGGAGGUUGUAAUUGAGGAAACCAUUGGCGAUGAUUAUACGGAAAUAAUAUGUGUUUCACCAAAAUACAUGAACGAAAUGUCAAGUUUGAAUGGUAGAGAAAAUGAUUAUAAUAAUGAAUCGAGCUCCAAGAAUGAAUCGUAUGAAAAUAACAAAAGCGAUCUACAUCAAGUAGGAUCAAUGAGCACAGAGGAAGAGAACACUCAAACGGAACCAAUUUAUUUAUCUGAUUCAUUGAGUUGUUUUGAUUCCAAUUCCGAUUCAGAAACACAACAUUCAGAAGUCCUUGAAUUAGCUGAAAAAUUUGAUGCAUCUAAAGGUAUCGUAUCAGUACUGACAGAAAAGGUAGGUGAAGACGAUGAAGCACAACCUCUAAAUGAAUCAGCGGACGAUGUAAUUAUCGUGCCUGACUGUACCGACACUAUUGAAAUUGAUCGAUCCGACACUGAUGAUGAAAGGUUUUCUGGCACAAUUUCUUUUGAGACAUGCAUUGAAAGUGACUCACAGCCAUCAGUUGAUUCAGUUAAACAUAUGAACAAUGAAAACAGAUUUAAAUCGAGGUUCAACAAUUCACAACUGUAUGAGACAACAACCGACGCCGAUGAUGAUUCGAGUGAGGUUGAAAAGCUUUAUGUACGAUCGAGGAGAGAUAAUGUCGCACGCAAAAAUUAUUCAUGCCGACGUAAUUAUGCAAGGCGAAAAGGUAAAAAUGAUUUGGAAACUCCGACCUCGGAUGAAAUGAGUACAAAUAAAAAAGCAGAUAAUUUAAGCAAUAAGACGCAAGCCACUGAAACAAUUGAGUACUCUAAUUCUGAAGAAUGUUCAAGUGAUAAAAUGACAUCACCGGCAAUAAUGCAAGAUUGCAAUACCACUGAUGAAGAAAGUCCCUUUAAUAUGACGAAAGCAAAAGCCGUUCGAACCUAUAUUCGAAAAAAAGUAUCAACUCCAAAUUCUACAUCGAAAAUCGUGCCGUUAAAAGAUAAUGAAUCACGAGAGCCGGAUCUUCAAAUGAAAAACUUGAAAAGCAGUUGCCAUGAGGUUCAAGUAAGUUCCAAGCCUGAAUCCAUUCAAAUACCGAGAAAACGAGGAAGACCCCGAAAGAAAGCUGUUCUAGUCAUGAACCUGAAAUCAAACGACAAAUCUUCGGUAACAGAUGGAAAAGCAUCCAGUUCAACGUCGAGGAAUCAGUCACCUAUUGGUGUACCUGAAGUACAGAAAAAUGAGCCAAAUAAAAAAUAUGAUAAUGUUCAAGAAUCACAUACCCCCAUCGAAAAUACUGCCGAAUUCAGUGAAUUCAUUGAAGAUAUUUCAUCGAUGAAGAUCGAAGAUGUCACUAUCAUAAAUGAAGUUCCAGAUGAAAAACAUGGUGAGAAAAUGGGAAUCGAAAUAGCCCAGUCAAGUAGCGUAAAUGAGAUAAAUAUAGUAAGCGAGAGUAAUGUUAUGGGACAAAAAGUUCUGAAUGAAGAGCAAAUCGCCAGCAUAGAAGUUGAAAAUUAUGAACUAAAUUCUACCAAGACUGAAACACAAGCAGAAGCCAUGGAUGUAGAGCGUGUCGAAAAAGAUAAAUCUAUAAAAAAAGAUCCAGCGGAAUAUGAUGACCAAAUGAUGGCAGAGUCAACAAAUAUCAAUAGCACUGCUGAGGAUUCUUUAAGUGAUCAGUUAGCUGAACAUCCAAAAGUAAAAGAACAACAUGCAGCUAUAACUAUGUACAGUUUUGAAUCAUUAGUUACGGAUACUAAAUAUGAGACUACGGUCAUCCUACAGCAAAAAAAAGUAGAGUCAAGCGAGCCAGCGAUCGAAAAUAUAUCAAGAAAAAUUGAAACAAUCGAAAUCAAUACAGAACCAAAAGAAAGUAUUAUCUGUGAAUCUGGUGAGAAUUUCAAGAAAAUGCAAUCAGUAGAUACUAAGCCAGAUGUAAAUAAAUUUGAAAUUAAAUCAGAAGAAGGAACUAUGCAAAUCAAACCUGAUAAAGUCAAGCCCCAAAUGGAGAUGACAAGUGCCUUAGUCGAUUUAUCAGUAGAGGUAGCUACGGCGAUUGAAGACACAUCGAUUCGACGAUCGGGCAGAAUUAGAACCAUAAACAAAACGAAACAACGUUCACAGGGUAUGGGUUUAGUAAGAGAUAAAAAGCGCGCUCUAGUAAUAAUUGAUGAGGAUUCAAGUAACGCCAGUUUUGACGUAUCAACUGAAAACACUUUGGAUAAGGAUGCAUUACAGUCUGGAGGAGAACCCAAGGUGAAUCCACGUAUCAAAACCGAUGAAGAAUUGGAACGUGAGAGAAUCAACCGUGAGAACGGCAUGAAGUUAUUCAUUGCCAUCGCUGACAAUGAAUAUAGAUCUGAACGAACAAUAAGUAAAGAAGCCAAGAAAAUGACUUGCGAUUGCUUUCUUACCCAAUCUGAAAUCGAGCGCGGCGAAAUGGGAUGCGGCGAUGAUUGCUUAAACCGAAUGUUAUUGAUUGAAUGCGGACCGAAGUGCGUCGUUGGAGAUCGUUGCACGAAUCGUCGUUUCCAGAAGCAUGCAAAUUCCGCGUGUACCAUUUUCAAAACCGAAAAGAAAGGCUAUGGCCUUAUCGCCACAUCUUACAUACCAGCUGGCGUUUUCAUUAUGGAAUACGUUGGUGAAGUGUUGAAUAGUAAACAGUUCGAGAAACGUGCCAGUGAUUAUUCAAAACUCAUGAAUGCUCACUAUUACUUCAUGGCAUUGAGCAGCGAUUGCGUUAUCGAUGCUACAAAAAAAGGAAAUAUCUCUAGAUUCAUCAAUCAUUCUUGCGAUCCAAAUGCCGAAACACAGAAAUGGACAGUUAAUGGGGAAUUACGGAUCGGGUUUUUCAGUAAGAAGCCGAUCAUGUCUGACGAGGAAAUCACUUUUGAUUAUCAGUUUCAAAGAUAUGGAAAAGAGGCGCAAAAGUGUUAUUGUGAAUCAAUCAAUUGUCGUGGAUGGAUCGGUGGUGAGCCGGAUUCAGAAGAAGAAAUCGAAUCCGACGAUGACGAAGAAAGUGAGGAUGAUGUCGCGGCCGUAACCAGAGAUGAAAGUGAGUUUUCUGAAUCGAAAAUAUCCGUUACUCUAGACGAAACGAUCAAAAAGAAGGCUAAAACACCAAAACCAAGAAAAUCCAAAGACGCAACAAAGAAACCAGUGAAAAGAGAACGCACCAAAGCCAGUCAUAAAAUUUCCAACGAUUUCAAAAAACAUAUGAAAAGAGCCGAAAUUAUGGAGGACCCUGACCUUGACAAAGAAAUUGACGUUUUAGCUAUGAGUGGCCUAAAAAAUCAAGUACAAACACUUCAGUUUAGCAGAUUGAUGGUUCGUGCGAAAUUACAAAAGGCAAAAUUGCGUUUGUUGAAAAUGUUGCGAGAGGGAGAAUUGCCAUGUCGUCGACUUUUCCUUGACUACCAUGGUUUGAAAUUGAUGCAUUCGUGGAUGUCGGACUUCAAUAGCUCAGAUCCACUACUGAGUCUCACAUUCCGUUUGGAUAUAAUUCAAACGCUUGAAAAACUACCAAUCACUAACAAAACUAUGCUGCAAGACAGCAAAGUGCUGUCAACUGUUCAGCGAUGGUCAACCAUUAGUGAAUACUCCUUCCUCGUAGAUGAAACACACACUCCAACCAGCAAUCAAAAGGUUUCUAUUGUGGCAAACGAUGAGUCAUCGCCUUCAGACAGUGGUUCUGGUACACCAAUUUUGAAUGAUGAAACCUCUAGCCCAAAAAUGGAUGAAAUGUCUGUAUCUGCUACGAUAAAUUCGGCAGCCAGUCCGGAUUCAUUGUUAAUCGAUCAGAAGCCGUCCGAGAUGAUUUAUGGUGAAAGAAAUGUAACGGGUGUCAAGCCAUCCGAUGUGCUGAAUGCAAUACCUCAAAUUCUCGAACAAAAUUCCACUAUUAAAGGCAUGGGCGUUGAUUUAUUGAAGAGUAUUAUUAGUACAACUGAAAAAAAUACAAAAAUUAUUGAAGAUUCGGAAAAAUUACCCGACGGAGAUAUGGGAAAAGUGGUACGCGAUAUUUGUCUGUUGGCUUCAAAGCUAGUUAGCUCUUGGAAGCAAUUGCCAGAAUCGUUCAAGAUUCCGAAAAAAUUGCGCAUUGAACAAAUGAAAGAGCAUGAACGAGAAGCUGAUGAGAGCUAUAAAGAAAAUGUUGAGGAAAAAACCUCACAGAAAUCACACUCAACAUUCAGUAGUACUGGUCGUUUCAGUGAACGAGUGGGUAAAAUCACAGAUAUAAUGGAUUCACGUGAAAAAGAUCCACGGUUUCGCCGUUCAUUUAAUAACAGCACCAUCUCGAAGCAUCAACGACGCCAAAUGUUUGAAGCGAAAGUUGCCCAAGAGGAUGCAGAACGAAAGAAAACCAUGGAACACAUAAUUCACGAAGCAAGAUGCGCAUUUUUCCAGCUAGACCCUCGUAUAACGAGGGAUUUUAUGGUACCCAUGUGUGUUAAUCCCACUACUGGUCAAUGGUUUGGCAACAAAAUGAUCAAGAUACCAACACCGCCAAGUCACAGUCACAUCAAACCACCGCCUGUACCUCUUCCAACCGAAAUCAAUGAAUACAUUAUUCCACCAAUUGAUUUGCCUGACCUUUGGAAAUAUGCAAUCAAUGAAAGAGGCCAAAUUUACUACUACCAUACAAAAAUAUUAUUACCACAAUGGGAGCCACCAAUCAAGCUCUUACCGCUAAUGGAAGAGCAUCGUAUCAAUGAUAUUGAGAUUAAGGUUGAAAAUAUAGAUACACCACAGCAUACGGCGACGGAUGAUGGUCAUGAGAUAGAACAUAUGGAACACGAUUGUGACGACGAAGACGAAGAUGUUGUGUCCAUUUUAUCAAGCUCUACAAUGAAUCCGAACUGUUUGCUCGAAUUGAAGUCAGACCCUAUUUUGGAAAAAUACAAUGAUGACGAUUCCAGUUCGACCGAUUCUGAUGAUAGUCUAGUUAUUGAGCUUGCCGAAUUGGAGGCCAAAUAUUCCUAUAUCCGAAAGAAAACUGAGGCGUACUGGAUAAAUAUGAAACGACCGCCGAAUUUGAAUGAAGAAAUUGCUGCGAUGGCUAAAUCGGAUCCAGCGUGCAUAUCAAUAAUAUCUACUGAAAAUAUUCGAGCUAGAGAUGAAGAAAAUCAAAAUAUUUGUGUUGCUAAAAGCAAUACUGGUGAAGAGCAGUGUAGGAAAAAAAAAUGUCGCAUGCAAUUGGUCCAGGAAAUUCGAAUUAGCCCUCUUUCGGAAGAAAUGAAACGCGAGCUACGGCGAGACUCACGCCGAUACAAAGAAAAUAAGGCAAAAUUGCGGCGACAGAAAGAGAUGUUAUUAAAACGGAAAAGCGAUAUGAAGGUUUCACAUACAGGCGUGCCCGUCCGGAAGCUCAAAAAGAUUACAGAAGGUCUACCUCAAGUCUCGAAGCAUGCUGUGGAUAGCGAUAGCCAUGGUUCAAAUGACAAUCAUUUAUUUUCUGUUGGGUCGUUUUCAUCGUCGCGCUACCAUAAUAGCGACUCAUUCGAUGUAAGGCGCACAAAAUCAUCUGCAUUUGCCCCACUACCAGCUGUGGGUCUAUCUGCAUCAUCUUCAAGCUCUUUGACCACAUCCCAUAAUACAAUCGACAUACCAUCACGAACAUCGCAAUCUUCACGCAAUGGCCUGCCAUCAACAUCGUUGACACAAAGUAUUGUGAAUAAAUUGCCAAGUAUUGGACAUAAAUUUGUCGGUGAUACAGAAGAACUGAUUAUGAAAAAUACAAUAAGGCCGAUUAGGCCUGCUGAAUCGGUUAGUGCUUCAGCUGUAGCCCCCAUUGUUAACACAAUCAGAAACACACCCAUCCAGCAGACACAACAAUCACUAGUCAGAAAACCAUCACACUCAAUUGUCAGCACAUCGAAGUCUUCUCCGAAACCCUUCAAAAAGAAGAAAACAUCGGAUCCAAACGAAUGCAUUGAUGUUAAUAGUCCAGCAGCUAAAAAAAUCAAAGAAAAAUUUAAAUCGGAUAUAUCAGGACAUAUAGUUUACUAUCUCAAACCAUACUUCAGCAAAACCUGUACUGUCGGACAAAUUCAAAGCAGUGAUGAUUUUCGUCAUUUGGCACGAAAGCUCACCUUCUUCGUUAUGCUAAAAGAGUUGAAGUACUGUAAUAAUGUGAGCUUACUGGAGGUCACUGACUCAGUGAAAAAUAAAGCCCGCGAAUAUAUAAAAAAAUAUAUGUCAAAAUUUGGAAAAUCCUACGUUCGAGAUGAAAAUGAAAAGGACUAUCAUUUCGAAGAUUUGUAGAUAGAAUAAACUGGAGGACAAUAAAAAUGGAGGAAGUUUCUCCAAAGAACAUUUAAAGUGAAAAAACAAUGAAACAGACAAGAUAUUACCGAUACUAAAUUAUUGUUUUCAAAGUAUUUUAACGUAAAUCCUUAUUUCCCUUUGAAUUUAUAUAUUUUAUUUGAUUCAGAUUUUAUUUCGGGAUACUAGGCCAAUAAAUUUGAACAUUGAAUAUGUAUAACUGUAUAUUAUAAUUACGAAAUGUCGAAAUGAAUAAAACGCUAUAAUUUUUAUCCCUCUGAA
This is a messenger RNA of Sitodiplosis mosellana (orange wheat blossom midge), 8090 nucleotides long. It is a transcript of the gene Set2, whose product is annotated as probable histone-lysine N-methyltransferase CG1716. The record is from RefSeq and is a predicted model, not a curated record. Gene Ontology annotation, biological process: regulation of DNA-templated transcription. The transcript has 14 exons. Gene Ontology annotation, cellular component: chromosome; nucleus. Gene Ontology annotation, molecular function: protein binding; histone H3K36 methyltransferase activity. The coding region runs from base 642 to 7808 and encodes 2388 amino acids. NCBI's taxonomy places the organism in Eukaryota, Metazoa, Arthropoda, Insecta, Diptera, Cecidomyiidae.